AUGUCCAACGUCAGCUCCACCACUGAAUUCCUCCUCCUGGCCUUUGCAGACAGACGGGAGCUGCAGCUUCUGCACUUCGGCAGGCCCCUGCACGACGGGACCCUCCGGGGCAGCAGAGCUUGUGUCCACAUGGCAGCAGCUGCCUGGGCCAGUGGGUUCCUCUAUGCUCUGCUGCACACGGCCAAUACAUUUUCCCUGCCCCUCUGCCAGGGCAAUGCCCUGGACCAGUUCUUCUGUGAAAUCCCCCAGAUCCUCAAGCUCUCCUGCUCACAAUCCUCCCACAGGGAAACUGGGCUUAUGGUGCUUAGUGCUGCUUUAGCAUUUGGCUGCUUUGUUUUCAUUGUGUUGUCGUAUGUGGAGAUCUUCAGGGCCGUGCUGAGGAUGCCCUCGGAGCAGGGACGGCACAAAGCCUUUUCCACCUGCCUCCCUCACCUGGCCGUGGUCUCUAUUUUUUUGAUCACUGCCAUGUUUAGCAACCUGAAGCCCCCUUCCAUCUCUUCCCCAUCCCUGGACCUGGUCAUGGCAGUUCUGUACUCAGUGGUGCCUCCAGCACUGAACCCCCUCAUCUACAGCAUGAGGAACCAGGAGCUCAAGGAUGCCCUAAGGAAACUAAUGAAGGUAUUGUUUUGGAGGAAAAAAAGU
Molecule: messenger RNA, 642 nt
Organism: Merops nubicus (carmine bee-eater)
Lineage: Eukaryota; Metazoa; Chordata; Aves; Coraciiformes; Meropidae
Product: olfactory receptor 14J1-like
Exons: 2
Biological process (GO): G protein-coupled receptor signaling pathway
Cellular component (GO): membrane
Molecular function (GO): olfactory receptor activity
Source: RefSeq, a predicted model, not a curated record